Molecule: messenger RNA, 1968 nt
Organism: Cuscuta epithymum
Lineage: Eukaryota; Viridiplantae; Streptophyta; Magnoliopsida; Solanales; Convolvulaceae
Source: the annotation of a GenBank genome assembly
GCUUAUAUAUGCAUUUUAAACUACCACACAAAAAAAAUAUCAAAGGGAGAGAGAGAUGGGGAGAGCCCCAUGUUGUGAUAAAGCAAAGGUGAAGAAAGGUCCAUGGUCUCCUGAAGAAGAUGCCAAGCUCAAAGACUUCAUUGACAAAAAUGGAACUGGUGGGAAUUGGAUUGCCCUCCCUCAAAAAGCUGGUACUUGCCUUUUUAUGCACUUUUUUUCUUCUUGGCUGCCAUCUCUCCCUUCUCCAUCAUCUUGAAGUCAAUAUAUUGGGAGAAAAUUUUAUUUCUAUUUAAUAAAUUCUAAGAACUUGUUUACAUGUAUGGCAUGUUGUUGAUGAUGAUUAGGGCUAAAGAGAUGUGGGAAGAGCUGCAGAUUGAGAUGGCUAAAUUAUCUCAGACCAAACAUCAAGCAUGGUGAAUUCACAAAUGAUGAAGACAGAAUCAUUUGCAGCUUGUAUGCUACCAUUGGUAGCAGGUGGUCAAUAAUAGCAGGUCAAUUACCAGGAAGAACAGAUAAUGAUAUAAAGAACUACUGGAACACCAAGCUGAAGAAGAAGCUCAUGUCAAUGAUGCUCCUUCCUCCUCCACCCCCACCUCCUCCCUCAUCUUCUUCCAAACAGCACCUUAUGAUGAGGUCAUCAUCAUCAUCAUCAUCUUCAAUAAUACCAUCUGCUCUUCCUCUUCCUCCUCCUCCUCCAAGUGCUCUCAUCCCAACCGCCCUGCCACCGCCGCAAAACCCGUUCACUUCUUUUUCUGCAGGCGGCGGUGGCGGCGACGGGCUUGAUCAGCAACCCUUCUCCCUCCACCACUUCUACCCUACUUCAGCUGAUUAUUUCAUGUAUGAAAAUAACAGCAGCUUUCAUAUAUUUCAAGAACAUCAUCAGGGUUUGAUGAAUCCUAUAAUAAAUAUAAUCCCUCAGUAUCAUCAUCAUGAGAAUCAGGUGUUUGUGGGGAGUAAUAAUGAUCAGGUGAGUGGGUCCUCCUCUGAUGGGAGUUGCAGCCAGAUCAGCCAUGUUGCUGACACCUCAAUAGUUGAUCACCUCAAGCAACAACCUGACACUGGCAGUAAACUGGUGAUGGAGGAUGGGAAUAAUAAUAACUUCAGUUUCCAAGGUGAUGAAAAUGGUCACCAUCAUCAGGGUGGUGGUCACAACUUCUUCCUUGAUUUUGGCAGCCCUGGUGCUGGUGUUGAUACUCAUCAUGAUGAUCAUGAAAACAGCCAUCACCAUCACCACCUUGGGAUGUGCAGCAAUGGAGGGCAGUUUGGGAAUACCAACAACACUGAUGAUGAUCAGCAGCAACUGCAAUAUGAUCUUGAUGUUGUUAGGGACCUUGUUAGUUGCAGCAGCAGCACUAAUAAUGUGCAUGAUCACAAUUCCAACAUCAACACCAACAACUUCUUGAUCUUUGAUCACUAUGAAAACAAGCCAGAUGGUCACAAGGGAAUGUACUUCUACUAAUCACGACAACGACGACGAUGGCGAUGACGAUUUGUUAACAACGCACUUAUCGCAUGGAAUGUUCUACCCUACCGCCCUCGUGUAUCUAGGGCAAUCAGAUGUACAUUAAACGAUAUGUGUGAGAUCUGAUGGUCCUAGAUACAUGCGAUUACUACGUACCCACCGACGGGGUAGGGUAGUAGAAGCAUAAGCAAGAUUGGAAUUAGAGAUGGAUAAUCAUCAUUUUUUUCAUGGAAUUUAUGGAGGGUAGCUAUGCUAAGAAGUAGUGUUUAUGUAUUUAAUCAAUGCACAUUUGAGCGUUAUUAGUUCCCAUUUUAGAGGAGAAGAACUUUGUUAGUUAAGUAAUCAUAUUAGAGAGUUCCACUUUAUGAUGCUUUUAAAUCAUGUUGUUUUAUGUAGUAAGCUAUACAGUCUAGCUGUUGGAAUGCAAAUGUUUCUUCUCUUCUACGAUAGAUUACAAUGUUUUUUGUCAUUUCGAUCUUUUAUUUAAUCUAGCUCUUCUUAAUUAA